AUGGCCUUCAGUGGGACCUGGAAUGUCUUUUCUCAGGAGAACUAUGAAAAUUUCUUGAAGGCUGCUGGUUUGCCUGAUGACAUCGUCAAAGUAGCAAAAGAUGUUAACCCAGUGAUUGAAAUCCAGCAAAAUGGAAAUGACUUUGUUGUUACAUCAAAGACCCCAAAGCAUUCUCAGAGUAAUUCCUUUACUGUUGGGAAGGAAGCAGAAAUCACAGCUGCUGGUGGGAAAAAAAAUCAAGUCACUGUACAGCUAGAAGGAGGAAAACUUAUUUGCAAGAGUGACAAAUUUACUCACAUCCAAGAAGUUAAUGGAGAUGAAAUGGUGGAACAAAUCAGCAUCGGCUCAACAACACUGAUCAGGAAAAGCAAGAGAUCCUAA
Staurois parvus is the source of this 381-nucleotide messenger RNA. Lineage: Eukaryota; Metazoa; Chordata; Amphibia; Anura; Ranidae. The record is from the annotation of a GenBank genome assembly.